This is a messenger RNA of Phanerochaete carnosa HHB-10118-sp, 2237 nucleotides long. RefSeq lists its product as uncharacterized. The transcript has 7 exons. Bases 62 to 2077 code for a protein of 671 amino acids. Gene Ontology annotation, cellular component: endoplasmic reticulum; Golgi apparatus. Gene Ontology annotation, biological process: peptidyl-L-cysteine S-palmitoylation; protein targeting to membrane. The record is from RefSeq and is a predicted model, not a curated record. Gene Ontology annotation, molecular function: protein-cysteine S-palmitoyltransferase activity. NCBI's taxonomy places the organism in Eukaryota, Fungi, Basidiomycota, Agaricomycetes, Polyporales, Phanerochaetaceae.
AUUCCCUCCUUUUAAACUGUACAUUCUUCGACCCACCUCUGGUAUUUGAUCAGCAACACCUAUGGCGACACCACAUUCUUUACCAUCCAACUCGCAGAGAAUAGCAACGCAGCUACCAUUCUCACCCAGUUCCUCUACCACCAACCCUGCUAUUCAACGCUUACAGAGCCAAAGCCGAGCACGCAGCGGAAGCACGACCAGCGCAUCUCAGCAUGCACGGUCGGGCUCGAUUGCGUCUGCCCGCUCCCGUACUCAAAAUGUUUUGGGAGUAAACGAGCUGUUCUCUUCACCUCCGCCCCUGCCUAUAUUCCAGCCCCGGACGGGGAGCGCUCCGUCGAACGGGACGGGUAUUCAGCCGUCUGCUGGUUUUUUCCACCCACAGAGACCGAACAAUGGCUCUUCUUCGCCGGUACAGUGGGUCCGACCGUCAAGUCCGGGCUCGAUCAUGUCGUCCGAUGUUUACCCAGCCGUCCCAGUGCACCUCGCCCCUUUCACUAGGCAAGAAACGGAGACAGAUGGAACUGACAGCAUUGGCCUUUCGUCCACAGAAGAUUUGAAUCAUAGCUCUAUCCGUACCCCGCCGAAGUCGCCGAAGUCGACAAAGCACAGUCGGGAGCCGCUGCUCCCCAUCGGAGCGAAGCCGAGGGAUUCGACCGCUACUUCACGUCCGUCUGGAUUGUCACUGGGACCAUAUGGAAGGAGCGAGAGUAAUCUGAGCGCGAGUGCAAGGGUGCGAGGGAGUUUCGACAAAUUGUUCAAACGCGGGCUAAGCUUCGAAAGCGGAAAGCGGCCGUCGCCGGUCAUCGCCAACGGGCCACCGUCAUCAAACAGCGCCGAGCCUCCAACAAAUUGCAUACCCCGCUCGCGCCAGGCAUCGCCAAUCACUCCGUCGGGCAACGGACACAUGACGUUCGAUCUGACCGCCCACGAUGACGACCACUCGCCUAUGUCGCCGCUCUCACGGUAUAAAGACGCGUCGAACCGACAGCAUGCGUCGACGCCAUCCCUUCACGAGCUUCCCUUUAAUCCUGUCCCUCCGGUUGACAUGAAGCCGCCGCUUGCGGAGACUCCGCGGGUAGAUGGUAAGACCGAAAAGACCUUGCAUAACUACCAGCUGCACCCCUCCCGCAACCGCUUUUUCCUGGGUGGACGGAUACUCACCGGUGGUGAUACACCCUGGGCAUUCAUCGCAUCGCUAACGGUUGUGCUCGGCAUUACCGGUAUCUGGUUCAGCACGACCUGUGUCUGGUGGUGGUUGAAUGAAAGCCCCGCGGUUGCGGGCGUGGGAGCGUACAUGUGUCUGUUGACCAUCUCAAGCAUGUUCGCCACGGCCUUCCGAGACCCCGGUAUUCUACCUCGCAAUCUGGACCCUGAUCCUCCUAUGGCAAGCACAGGUUCCGAGGACAGCGUGAGGCAACCGCUUCCCCGAGAUUUGAAAGUUCGCAAUGGAGUGGUGCGUGUCAAGUACUGUCCCACAUGUCGGACCUACCGGCCGCCACGCUCAAGCCAUUGCAAAAUGUGCGACAACUGCGUUGACGGCUGCGACCACCACUGUCAAUGGGUCAACAAUUGCGUCGGCAGACGUAAUUACACCACGUUCUUCUGUUUCCUGUUUUCCGCCGUUCUUACCCUGAUUUUGGUCAUCUGCACGACGGCGAUUCAUCUCUCGCUGCUGACUACGAGCAGGUUCGGGCUAUCAUUUGGUCAGGCGCUGGCCACUUCGGACGGGGUGGGCAGCGCGGUUGCCUUCAUGAUGUCCAUUCUGGUCGUCUGGCCUGUGACUGCGCUCCUGCUUUACCAUUCAAGGCUUCUCCUGCUGAACGUCACGACGAUCGAACAGAUCCGCAACCAGGCGCACAAGUCGCUCGUGCCAGGCGAGGCCCCGCCCAACCCGUUCUCGCACGGGAAUUGGCGGCGGAACCUGGUGUACGUGCUCUGCCGCCCGUCGGGCUACUCCUGGCUCGACUUCUCCGCUGUCGCCACGGAGGACAAGCGCGAGGUGAACCCGGGCGUGCUCUGGCGCGCCGAUGCGACGCUCGCGAUGGAGGAAGGACGCACACUUGCGAAGCACAAUUGAGGUUUGAGAGGUUCCUAAUUUAUGUUGUUGUUUUUCUUUGGAUCUCUGCACUGUCUAUACCUUGUUCACGUCUCUUCUGUUCCUUGAUUAUCGUAGUUGCAUCUUGCUAUUUCUCUUAUCUCACAGUAAAGUCUACACACCUAGAAAAAUAUACAUAUCA